Medioppia subpectinata is the source of this 1605-nucleotide messenger RNA. Lineage: Eukaryota; Metazoa; Arthropoda; Arachnida; Sarcoptiformes; Oppiidae. The record is from the annotation of a GenBank genome assembly.
AUGGCAGUGAAUGACAUGAAUAGGGUAUACGGUUUUGGUGAAAAUAAAUAUGGCCAAUUGGCUCAGGGUGAUAAUAUUGAUCAGAUGUCAGCCAUAGGUUUGGGGGCUUUUGGGGCUGUAUUUAAAGUAAGACAUAAAUUGGAUGAUAAGAUUUAUGCCGUUAAAAGAGUACAAUUUGAGGAUUUUAGUGAAGAAAAGAAACACAAAGUUUUCAAAGAAGUGAAAACACUGUCAAAACUGAACUCACUUUUUGCGGUUAAAUACUACCACUCGUGGACUGAAGGCAUACAUCUGUACAUUCAUAUGGAGUACUGCCCGCAAACACUCGGGUCUGUACUCAGAGACAAACCACUAGUGUUUGGCAGACAAUCGGCGGAAUACAUGACUAUUGAUAUAUACGAGUAUUUCAUAUCAUGUAAAAUAUUUCGGGAACUUUUGCAAUGCGUUCAAUACAUUCACGAACAAAACCCACCAAUCAUUCAUCGGGAUAUAAAACCCGAUAAUAUAUUAAUUUUAUACGACAAAAGUUUUAAUACAUUCAUUAAAUUGGGUGACUUUGGUUUGGCCACCGAACACAACACCCCCUCCCAGAGUCACACACAGGGGGCGGGAACUCCGCAAUUCAUGGCACCCGAUGUGGGCCUCAAUAAGCACUACGAUAUUAAAGUAGAUAUUUAUAGCCUCGGAAUACUUGGUUUGCAAUUGUUUGAAAUAAACACCACAGAUCAGGCAAAAUACAGUUCAACAAAUUUUUUUAACCAAUUCAAUCGUUUACACGAUAUAAUUAUAUCCAUGAUUGAAGCGUUGCCUACAAAACGGCCGACCAGUGGUCGAGUACUACUUGAGUAUAACCAGUGGUCAGUCGACAGACAUAUAAUUACGGCAAACGAUACAGAAUUUAAUGAAAUAAUUAGUGAACUCUCAACGAAAGACAACUCGUUUUUCUACGAUUUCUUAAUGUCUAAAACAAAUUCAAAAUCUAACGGUUCGGGUGCUUUUGGGACUGUAUUUAAAACACAACACAAAUCGGAUGACAAGAUAUAUGCCGUUAAGAAAGUAGAAAUAAAAGACUUUAGCGAUGAUAAAGUAAACCGAGUGCUCAAUGAAGUGAGAAUAAUGGCGAGACUGGACUCAAAAUGUGUGGUCAAGUACUAUAACUCGUGGAGAGAAGGCAUACAUCUCUACAUACAGAUGGAGUACUGCUCGCAAAAUCUUAAGGCAGUGCUUAGAAACAAACCACAAGUAUUUGGCAGACAAUUACCGGCGGAACCGAUGAAAGACAUCGAGUACUUCAUAUCAUGUGAAAUAUUUCGGGAACUCUUGGAAUCACUUCAAUAUCUUCACCAACAAAACCCUCCUAUUAUUCAUCGGGAUAUAAAACCAGAUAAUAUUUUAGUCUUAUGUAACAGUAAUAAUGGGGUGUUUUUAAAACUCGGCGACUUUGGUCUGGCCACUUAUCACGACCGUUUAACUAUGACUCAAUGCGUGGGAACGCAUGGAUAUAUGGCCCAAGAGGUGGGCCUUAGGCAAUACAAUUGUAAGGCAGAUGUUUUUAGUGUGGGUCGCAUUGGACUUGAAUUGUUUAACCUAGAUGAGUAUUUGUGA